Molecule: messenger RNA, 2954 nt
Organism: Physcomitrium patens
Lineage: Eukaryota; Viridiplantae; Streptophyta; Bryopsida; Funariales; Funariaceae
Molecular function (GO): RNA binding
Source: RefSeq, a predicted model, not a curated record
CUCUGGGCAUCCCUGCCCACCCCCAGCACACCCUUCCUUCCUUCUUCACUUUCUCUCUCUCGCUCGCUCUCUCCUCCUCCUCCUCGCACUCUCCACACUCCUCCCUCACGUCUGUCUGAUUGCGCCCCUAUUCCCUCCUCACACAAAGCUUGGCAUUUGGCGUGCCGGACACACACAAACACACCCCCACACAAACACACUUAUUCCGACAAGUUGGCGCAACAUUUUCGGAGUUGAGCGAAUUGAACAAGCGAGCCACCACAAACAGUGAAAGCGCGUCGUUACCAUACUACUAACGCACAUGUACCCUUUUAUAAACGGGGGCCAGCAGCAGCUGAGGCUAGACGGUCCAGCGAUGGGGGACUACGGGGGCAAUUGGCGCUACGGCGCGGCAACGGAUGGUAGGCGUGCAGGAUCCACUCCGACCAAGCGCACUCGUCGAGAUUACGAAGACGGGCUUCCAAGAACGGGUUACGGUGCAGGUAGAGAUCGCGACGUUGGCUAUCCUCGUGACAGAGUUUACGAGGACCAAAUGGGGCGCGCCGGGUGGAGAGAUGGAGACGGUUUGGGCGGCGGUGGGGACAUGAUGGGCUAUGGAGGAGGUCUGGGCGGCAACGAGCUGGGAAUGGGUCCGGGUCUUGGACCGCUGGUUGGCGGAGGGGGUCUGGGGCCGCUCGGGAUGGGAGGUCUUCCCGAUGAAUCUCAGCUGAUGGGAGGGCGCAUGGGACCCUUGGACGUGGGCAUGGGUGGGCGACCUGGCGCACUGGGGCUGAACGGUGGCGCUCCGGAGCCGGAUGUGUUACGUGGGGGCUUGGAUGUGCUGCCACCGGAUGCAUCGUCGACGCUGUUUGUGGACGGGCUACCCGAGGACUGCUCCCGCAGAGAAGCUGCACACAUCUUUCGACCAUUUAUUGGAUUUAAGGAAGUGCGGUUGGUUCACAAGGAUGCAAAGCGGGCGGAUGGAGGCAAGGUAGUAUUGUGCUUUGUGGAGUUCGCAGACGCAAGAUGCGCAGCAACUGCUCUAGAAGCAUUGCAAGGAUAUAAAUUUGAUGAAACCGAUCACGAAUCUUAUGUUUUGCGGCUCACCUUUGCUCGGCAUCCAGGACCUCGAGGUCCUGUUCGGGAUGAUCCUUACAGAGUUGGAGGUGGACGCGAUCGUGGGGACGAUUACAACAGUCGAUCAAGAGGCGGCGGCGGUGUUGGUCGUCGAUAAAAAGGGAUCGUAUGAUGAUUGUCAGGAUACAUCAGGUCAGGUGAUUGUUGCCUCGUAGCUGUGCAUCACUUUCGAGGAUGGGCCAAAGAGGUAGGAACAAUGGUGACUUUUGGACCCUCGUACGUGCAGUGUGUGUAUCCCUGUCAAGUGAAAUGAUGGGCUCAACGUGAAAUUACGGCGUACUUGUUGGGGUUGUUUGCGCACAAAUGACAGUUACAUUCGAAUGGUGCGACGGCUAAAUCGAUGUUUAUUCGUUAGUUCCAAGAGAGACGAAUGGUGUAAUGGCUGGUCUUCGUUUAGGCAAGGUACGGUGUGAGGUGCGGAAGAUGACGAACGUUUUUGCGCUUCUCGGGCGGGGUGGUCAAGAAUGUAUUGGCAUAUUUAUUUCGCACAAUGGAGAUUCUCACGGGCAUGGCGAGAUUUGGAACGAUGAAGUAGGGUGACCUCGGGAUCUUUACUGGUCACCUUGCAACGUGUCGUGUUCAGUUGGGUAUUGUGCGUCGAUUGUACUAGCAUAGUUGUUUCAUCAUCGUAACAUUUGCUCAGGAAUGGGCUUGGUUCGGAAAGUUUGUGGACAGACUUGCAACAUUGUGGAUUAGUUAUUUUACAUUUCGAUGGAAGCAUGAGCGCAUCUGGUCGUUUUGCAGGCGUAGUUUGUCAGGAUCGGCUUUCUGGUAGGUGAUACAUUCACGAUCAGUCAUGUAAACUUGCUACGGAAGAAUUUUCGCUGAAGAGUUUGCCAUUCUGGAUGACCUUUUCUCAUUCGACGGAGUGGUUAUGAACGUGUGUUUAGCCAUCUUUAGGCACUUUUUGGCUAUCUUGCCGGAGUUCGUGUGAAGAUUGUUCAUACAUAUCACAGCUAUAUCAGAUGAUGUGAAUGCUGAGCUCUGCAGUCGGAAUCAUUGUUUUUUUUGCUUAGUUUUAUCGAGCAGUCUCGGUAUUAUACAGUCAUGCCCAGGUUUCUGAGAUAAUGCCAUGUGGUAACAUUUGUAAGGAGUGCGAUUUUUCUUCGUACUACGCUCAUAGGUGUUGGUUCCUGGCCUUAGUCGACUCGAUUCAUAUUCUUAGUUCGUAAUCAUUUGUGAUGAAGAAGUCCAGUGCUCCGAGUCUGGUAUGUCUGAAGUGAUAGUUAUUCUCCUUGACCGACGACUGAAGGCUUGGCAUAGUGGACGGAUUUUGUUUACCACGUAAAUUGUCCCGCUAUGAUCCUGCCCCGGACGGAAAACAUUAAGCGCCAGUCACUCUACAUGCUUUCAGUUUGUGGCACUAAUUAUAUGGUUAUCAUCUCAUAUUGGUAGCAUAAUCUGCUUCUUUUACAACAGUAGGAGCGAUGAAUUCUUUUGCUGGAUUGAUGUUGUGUGAAGUAUGUGUUAGCAGUUUAGUAAAAACAGCAGCCAAGGGCCAGUGUUGUGACACCAGGUGUGUAGUGAGUUGAAACGACUGUGCUUGUGUUGGGUCUGUAUCCAGGGCUAACGGAACCUUGUAGAAAGCACAACAAUAUUAAUCCGACAGAACUCGUGAAGAACCAUGAUGUAACGAUAAUUUAUGAUAGGAAACUGCAAGCUGUCGGUAUUCCCCUGGUUUUUGAAUUUUCUUUUAGUGCCCACAAGUUGUAUGAAUUCCAAUUCCUCACAUGAGGAAGUCCAUUUGUCAAGUAGGAAGAGCUCCUUCUAGUGUUAGGACUGAGAGAACUUGUACCCAGGCCAACUAAGACGCCCAAGAAGAGAUUAUGUUGAGAUGA